CUUGUUACAUUACCAGUCAACACAAUCUUUUUAGAAAUUGGCCAUAGAAUCCUUUCUGGCACUUAGUACAUAAUCGGUAAUAUGUUGCUGAGAAAAUGAAGAAAUUAAUGAAGGAAAACACAUCACCUACCUAAACAUGGUGCUUUGCUAAAUUAAUUAAAAAUCAAUUGGUAAUGAAAUUCUCUAAUGAUUUGUCUUAAUAACACCAAAAUUUCUAUUUGAUGGUAUCCAAGAGUAAUGGAGAGUUGAAGGUUUAUUUGUUGUUUCUUUCAGAUUGAAGACAUUCAAACUAUGCAGAUCAACCAGACAAUAGUGAAAGAAUUCACCCUCAUUGGUUUUUCUCUUUACCCAGAUGCACAGAUAUUAUUAUUUGUGGUCUUCUUUUGCCUUUACCUUCUCACCCUCAUGGGUAAUCUGACCAUCAUGAGCCUAACCUGGGUGGACAGAGCCCUCCACACCCCUAUGUACAUCUUCCUGAGUGCACUCUCCUUUUCUGAGACUUGCUACACAUUGAGCAUCAUCCCCAAAAUGCUGGCAGAUUUAUUGGCCAAGAACAGAAACAUCUCGGUCAUAGGUUGUGGCAUACAGAUGUAUUUCUUCUUAGGACUUGGGGGCACUAACUGCAUCAUACUCACUGUAAUGGGGUAUGAUCGCUUUCUGGCCAUCUGCAACCCUCUCAGGUAUCCACUGCUUAUGACCCACAUCCUAUGUGGGGAACUUGUGGCCUCUGCUUGGGCUGGAGGCUUCUUUGUAUCUCUGAUAGAGACAGCAUUGAUAUUCAGAGACUUUUUCUGCAGUCCCAACCUUGUCAAACACUUCUUCUGCCAUAUGCGUGCAGUGGUGAGAUUGUCCUGCUUAGACAGCAACCUCACAGAAUUUGUGGUAACAUUGAUCUCAGUAUUGGGUUUGCUGGGUACUUUCCUAUUCAUUACCCUCACUUAUGUCUUCAUACUUUCCACUGUCCUAAGGAUCCCUUCAGCUGAGGGCAAGCAGAAGGCAUUUUCCACCUGUGUCUCCCACCUCACAGUGGUGAUAAUCCAUUUUGGUUUUGCAUCUAUUGUUUACUUGAAGCCAGAAGGUUCAUGGGGAGAUGACACACUCAUAGCUGUCCCUUACACUGUUAUUACUCCUUUCCUCGGCCCCCUCAUUUUCAGCCUCAGGAAUAAGGACAUGAAGAAUGCUUUUAGAAAGGUGGUGGGAAAGAUACUCCCUGGCUGGGAUGCUGCUCUCCCCGCUCCAAGAGCCGUCACUUCCUCUCGGGGACUUCUCCCUCCGGUGUACCGCUCCGUUUGCGCGAACUUGGUGGGCAUCACCCUCACGAACAGCUGGGCCCGCCCCUGGGUUCUAUUCAGGGGAACGCGCUCACGCCCCGCCCGCGCUCGCCAAAAUCCCAGCGGGAAGGCUCCCCGGCUGGGACCCUGCUCUCCCUGCUCCGAGACCAGUCACUUCCUCCCAGGGACUUCUCCCUCCGGUGCGCCGCUCUGCUUGAGUGAACUGGGUGGGCGUCACCUGCACGAACGGCUGGGCCCGCCCCUGGGUUCUAUUCAGGGGAACGCGCUCACGCCCCGCCCGCGCUCGCCAAAAUCCCAGCGGGACACCUCCCCGGCUGGGACCCUGCUCUCCCCGCUCCGAGACCAGUCACUUCCUCCCGGGGACUUCUCCCUCCGGUGCGCCGCACCGCUCUCGCGAACUGUGUGGGCGUCACCCGCACGAACGGCUGGGCCCGUCCUGGGGUCGCUUUAG
Molecule: messenger RNA, 1743 nt
Organism: Loxodonta africana (African savanna elephant)
Lineage: Eukaryota; Metazoa; Chordata; Mammalia; Proboscidea; Elephantidae
Product: olfactory receptor 10X1-like
Exons: 2
Coding region: 292-1743 (483 amino acids)
Biological process (GO): G protein-coupled receptor signaling pathway
Cellular component (GO): membrane
Molecular function (GO): G protein-coupled receptor activity; olfactory receptor activity
Source: RefSeq, a predicted model, not a curated record